Messenger RNA from Archocentrus centrarchus (flier cichlid), 990 nucleotides. RefSeq names its product olfactory receptor 10A6-like. Gene Ontology annotation, biological process: detection of chemical stimulus involved in sensory perception of smell; G protein-coupled receptor signaling pathway. The record is from RefSeq and is a predicted model, not a curated record. Gene Ontology annotation, cellular component: membrane. Bases 16 to 990 code for a protein of 324 amino acids. The transcript has a single exon. NCBI's taxonomy places the organism in Eukaryota, Metazoa, Chordata, Actinopteri, Cichliformes, Cichlidae. Gene Ontology annotation, molecular function: G protein-coupled receptor activity; odorant binding; olfactory receptor activity.
UCUGUACAAGCUGAAAUGAGGAUUAAAACAAACUCUACACAGGUUUUAUAUUUCACACUCAGUGCUUAUUUUGACACUGGCCUUUUUAAACACUUAUAUUUCAUGAUUACUUUGUGUUUGUAUAUGUGUACAGUAUUCUCCAAUGUCUUGCUGAUUGUGGUUAUCUGUGUGAACAGAAGCUUACAUGAACCUAUGUACAUGUUUCUGUGCAGCCUGUUUGUAAAUGAGCUGUAUGGUAGUACAGGGCUGUUUCCAUCCCUCCUGAUUCAGAUCCUCUCUGAUGUUCACACUGUUUCUGCUCCUCUGUGCUUCCUGCAGGUUUAUUGUUUGUACUCCUAUGGAAGUGUUGAGUUUUUGAUUUUAGGUGCCAUGUCUUAUGACAGAUAUCUCGCAAUCUGUUAUCCUCUCCAAUAUGGCACACAUAUGACAUGCAGUAAGGUUGCAGUCAUCACUGCCGUGGUGUGGUUGUAUAGUGCAUUUAUUGUUGUUGUUGUGAUUUCUCUGAGUGCGUCUCUGCAGCUGUGCGGGAGCAUCAUUAACAAAGUGUACUGUGACAACUACUCCAUUGUGAAACUGGCCUGUUCUGACACCACCGUCAACAACAUCUAUGAAAUUGUUUAUGUCUUUGCUGUCAUAGUUUCUAUUUUAAUCCUGAUUAUUUACUCUUACAUGAGGAUACUGAGAGUGUGUUUUUCUGGAUCCAAACAGACCCGACAGAAAGCCGUCAGUACCUGCACACCUCACCUCACUUCUCUCAUCAACUUUUCUUUUGGGGCGUUUUUCGAAGUAGUUCAGAGCAGGUUUGAUAUGAGCACUGUACCAAAUAUGCUUCGCAUUUUUUUAUCAUUAUACUGGCUUGCAUGUCCAUCACUCUUCAACCCUGUGCUGUAUGGACUAAAAAUGUCCAAAAUACGCGGAUUUUUAUUGAAAGGUUGUAGAAUAUUUACUGGAUGUCAUGUGUUGUCAAACAAAUGUGUUGAUGUGCAAUAA